AUGGGUGAUAUUCAAAAUACAGAUAAUAUAGAAUCAAAUAUAGAUAAUAAUAAUAAUAAUAAUGUUUCAUUAGAAUCAUCAUCAUCAUCACAAAAUAAUAAUACAAAUACAACUACAACUACAACUACAACAUCAGUUGAUAAUUUACAAGUUGGAGUAUUAUCAAUUAGUGAUCAAUCAACACCAACAAUUGAAACACCAAAUCAACAACAACAACAACAACAAGAUGAUAAUAAUAGAGGUGUAUCAAAUGAAACAAUUAAAGCAUCAUUAGAUGGAUUAAAACAUAAUUCAUUAAAAACAACAUUUCCAAAUUCAACAAAUCAUCAAUAUAUUGAUGUUAAUACGCAAUGGAUAACAAAUAAAUUAAAAGAGAGAGAAUCUGAAUUUACAGAGAAAAGAGGUAUGAGUAUAUUUUUAGGUACAUGGAAUGUAAAUGGUAAAAAACCAUCGGAAUCAUUAGAUCCAUGGUUAAAAGAUCCAUCAAUGUCAUUACAACCCGACAUUUAUGCAAUUGGAUUUCAAGAAUUAGAUUUAACAGCAGAGGCAUUGCUAUUGGGUGACACAACCAGAUCAUUACCAUGGGAACAACACAUUUUAAAUACAUUACAAGGUGACUAUGUUAAACUAUUAAGUAAACAAUUGGUUGGUAUAUUAUUAUGUGUUUACGUUAAAAAAGAACAUAAACCACAUAUUGCAAAUGUUCAAUCCGAUAUUGCAGCCGUUGGUAUAAUGGGUAUGAUGGGUAAUAAAGGUGGUGUUGCAAUUAGAUUUUCAUUUUAUAAUACAACCAUCUGUAUUUUAAAUUCUCAUUUAAAUGCUCAUAUGGAUAAUGUUUUACGUCGUAAUCAAGAUAUGAAAGAUAUUUCAAAAAAUAUUAAAUUUAUAAAUGAAUCUUCAACUGAUCAUUCAACUAUAAAUAUUUUUGAUCAUGAUCAAUUAUUUUGGAUUGGUGAUUUAAAUUAUAGAAUACCAUUACCAGAUAAUGAAGUUAAAGAAAAAAUUAAAAAAAAAGAUUUUUAUAAUUUAUUUUUAGUUGAUCAAUUAAAUCAACAAAUGAAAGCUGGAGCAGUAUUUGAAGGAUUUCAAGAACCACCAAUUAGUUUUGCACCAACUUAUAAAUAUGAUGCAGGUACAGAAGAAUAUGAUAGUAGUGAAAAGAAGAGAACACCAGCAUGGUGUGAUCGUAUACUUUGGAAAACUCAUAAAAAAGCUGAAAAUGUUGGUAUUUUAUCAUACAAGAGAGCAGAGUUAAUUUCAUCAGAUCAUAGACCAGUUAGUGCAUCAUUUGUAAUUAAAAUUAAAGUUGUAAUUCCAGAUUCAAAAAAUCGUAUCUAUCAAGAGAUUGUUAAAGAAUUGGAUAAAAAAGAGAAUGAUAGUAUGCCAGAUGCAAAUAUCUCUACGAAUAUGGUAGAUUUUGAAACUAUUAAAUUUAUGCAACCAAUUUCAAAACAAUUAAUAUUUGAAAAUAUUGGUCAAGUUAUUGCACGUUUUCAAUUUAUACCAAAGCUAGAUGAAACAAUACUUUGUAAACCUUGGUUAAAAAUUUCACCAUUAGCUGGUAUGAUGAUACCAAAAGAAAAAGUUACAAUUGAUUUAACAAUUUAUGUUGAUAAUUUAACAUCUGGUUUAUUUAAUAUUAAUAAUAAUUCAACAAAUUCAACAAAUGAAUCAAUGGAUGAUAUUUUAAUUUUACAUUUAGAAAAUGGUAAAGAUUAUUUUAUUUCAAUUUCAGGUAAAUUUCAAAAAACUUGUUUUGGUAAUACAUUGGAUAAUUUAGUUAGAUAUCCACAUCCAAUUCGUAAUAAUUUACCAAUACCACCUGAACAAAAGAAAUUAUCAAUUCCAAAAGAAUUGUGGAGAAUAAUUGAUUAUAUUUAUUAUAAUGGUUUAAAAGAGGAGGGAUUAUUUAUAAAGAGUGGUGUAACCAAAGAAAUGGAAUUGAUUCGUGAUUGUUUAGAUACCGCUGAACCAUUCUCUUCAAUAAGUUUUUCAAUUCAUUCAAUGGCUGAAACUUUAAUUAGAUUUUUAGAAUCAUUAGUUGAACCUGUUAUACCAUUCAAUAUGUAUCAACAGGCGUUGGAUGCUUCCUCUUCACCAUUGUCUUGUAAAACUUUGGUUUCACAUUUACCUUCGGUAAAUUAUAAUGUAUUCUUUUAUUUAAUCUCUUUUUUAAUUGAAACUUUAUCAAAUCAAAAAGAAAAUGAUUUAAAACCUGAUCAAUUGGCUAUCAUUUUUUCAACUGUUUUAUUACGUCCUUCACCACAAUCACAAUUAUCACAAUUCCCUCCUGAUGCUACAACUGUUAAAAAGAAAGCUGAUUUAAUUUUACAUUUUUUAAUUUCAAAAGAUUUAAUUAAUUAA
Messenger RNA from Dictyostelium discoideum AX4, 2364 nucleotides. RefSeq names its product RhoGAP domain-containing protein (gene Dd5P4). The record is from RefSeq and is a predicted model, not a curated record. Bases 1 to 2364 code for a protein of 787 amino acids. Lineage: Eukaryota; Evosea; Eumycetozoa; Dictyosteliales; Dictyosteliaceae. Gene Ontology annotation, molecular function: inositol-polyphosphate 5-phosphatase activity; GTPase activator activity; inositol phosphate phosphatase activity. The transcript is spliced from 2 exons. Gene Ontology annotation, biological process: signal transduction; phosphatidylinositol dephosphorylation. Gene Ontology annotation, cellular component: early endosome membrane; phagocytic vesicle membrane.